GGACGGCGCCGCUACAAAGCCACGCCGCGCAGAACUAAUCUGUUGAUCGAGCGGCGUGAAGUGCGGCCGGAGACGAGAAGCAACAUGGCGAUUGUGUACAAAACGUAAAAUGAUGUGGCACCGCACAUCGAUUUUAUUUUAACCAUUUACGUUAAUUAAUAGAGUUUAGAUCGGUGCUAGCGGUCGGAAAAGUAUCGCCCGUGUAGUAGGUAUAGUCGGCCGGGUAUGAUGUGAACUGUCGCCCGGAGACAGAGCGGGCAUGUCGCUGGCUAGCUGGUCGCCGGUGGAGGACGAGCUGUGCGCGGGCUGCGGGCGCGGGCUGGCGGGCUGCGGGCGCCCGGCCUGCCGCCGCGCCUGCCCCGCCUGCGCGCUGCCGCCCGACCCGUGCUGCGCGCACUGCUGGUCCCCCGCGCCCCCCGCGGCCCCCGCGGCCCCCGCGGCGCCCGGCGAGGAGGCCGAGCUGCGCGCCGAGCUGCGGCGGCUGGCGGCGCGGCGGCGCGAGGCCGUGCUGCGCGCGCUGGACGCCGCCACCACGCUCAAGGCGCGGCUGGAGGCGGAGCUGGCGGCGCCCGACGGCGGCGACUGGGCGGCGGGAGCGGGCGCGGCGGCGCGGCUGCGGGCGCGGCUGGGCGAGGCCACGCUGCAGGCGCGCGUGGACGAGCUGGUGCGCACGGCGGCCGGGCCCCUGGACGCGGCGGCGGUGCGGCGCGCGCUGGCGGGGGCGGCGGGCGCGGGCGGCGCGGCGCAGGCCGACCCCGCGCUACUGCUGGCCAACCACUGCCUGGCGGGGCUGCUGGUGCGCGCGCUGCGCUCGCCGCCGGCGUCCCCCGCGGCGCCGCCGGCCGCGCUGCCGCGGUACUACUUCGAGCUGGCGGUGGGCGGCGCGGCGGCGGGGCGCGUGGUGGUGGAGGUGCGCGCGGACCUGGCCCCGCGCAUGGCGCGCAACUUCGGCGCGCUGGCGGGCGGCGAGCUGGGCGUGGGCUACCGCGGCUGCAGCGUGUUCCAGUGCUGGGAGAACGAGAGCGUCAUCACGGGCGACUUCGAGCUGAACAACGGGCGCGGCGGGCGCUCCGUGUUCGCGGAGAGCUACUUCCUGCCGGAGGACACGGGGCUGGCGGCGGUGCGCGGCGCGGUGGGCAUGCGGCGCUCGCAGCGGCGGCGCGACACGCUGGGGCUGGUGGGCUCGCAGUUCCGGAUCGUGCUGCGCGAGAUGCGCGGCUUCACGGCCAUCUUCGGCGCCGUGGUGGAGGGGCUGGCGCUGGUGGAGCGCGUGGCGGCGGCGGGCGACGCGGCCGGCAAGCCCACGCAGCCCGUCACCAUCGCCGCGUGCGGCCGCCUCUACUAGCCACACACACACACAAACACACAACGACCUGGCUCUCGUCUACAUGUACCUAGAUCGCGUUUCCAACGGACCAACUAUAUUUUCCCCUUCCGCAUAUUUUUGUAAGAAUUUCUAUGUAGUUAUUUACUGUCGUGUCGUCGGUGCGUUUACAGGGUCCGCCCCCGGCUUUGGCGGUCUUUAGAUUAUCUCGAUUCUCGUCGUUAGUAGUAGCGGGCCUAGAUGUUUGUUCCGUCGUGUCGGAGUGCGAGGCGCGGCUAUACGGUCGCCGGCGGCGGCGAUACGGUCGCGGGCGCCGCGUCUCCGUGUCGGUAGCUUAGGGUUAACGUUUUCGAUCGUCUUCGUGUGUCGAUGUUUGUUGCAGUAGCGGAACGGUAGCGGUCGUUCGUUAUCGACGUUAGGUUAAGGCAUAGUUAUAUUUACAAUCGACGUUACCUCACGAGAAACGGUAUUAACGGAGCGUAUAGUUUAUAUAAAGUAAUAUAUUUUUGCGAACGGAGGGAAGGGAGUAACGAGACUGUGAUGUAGGGUGAGUGCCUGACGGAGUAUAUUUACAGUAGUAGGUUGUAUCGAGGCUCGCGCGUGGUAGCGGUAAGAGGCGGACGAGGCGUGAUUUUACCAUUUUUAAGCGAAAAACAUGUAUAACGCAUAAUACUUAUUACGAUGUAAUAUGUUAAGUUUAUUUUUCUAUGUUGGCAGAGAUCGGUGUGAGCGUAGAGAAUUGUUGUCCUC
Molecule: messenger RNA, 2074 nt
Organism: Plutella xylostella (diamondback moth)
Lineage: Eukaryota; Metazoa; Arthropoda; Insecta; Lepidoptera; Plutellidae
Biological process (GO): protein peptidyl-prolyl isomerization; protein folding
Cellular component (GO): cytoplasm
Molecular function (GO): cyclosporin A binding; peptidyl-prolyl cis-trans isomerase activity
Source: RefSeq, a predicted model, not a curated record